UAUAUACAAAAUAUGCCGCCAAAGGCUAGAGAUAACGUUUAGAUAACGUUUUGGUCACAAAAGCCAGCGGUGUACGUAUCUUGCAUUUCGGUUUAAGUAGACCUAAAACCAAAUAUCAUACCUCAAACUUUUCAUAUCCUUUUCAAUUCGCCUCCCAUGGCAGCAACUUCACUACCAUCUCCGGCGAUCGAAACCGAUCAAGAAUACAGCGCCGCCUUAAAACUCUACAAUGAAAUAAUCCCAACUCUUCCCAAAUCAAAAGGCUGGUGGUUUGAUCAUCUCUCUCAAUACAAAGGCUUCUGGUUAUCAUCACAAUUUGCAGUAAAAGGUGUCAUCUUCAUUCACAAUCAUUUCAUCUUUAAACCUGAUGAUAUUAUCCUAUCAACCUAUCCAAAAUGUGGCACCACUUGGCUUCGAGCUUUAUUAUUCGCCAUUGUUAAUCGAAACGUUUACGAUUUCUCAAAUCACCCUUUGCUUAAGAGCAACCCUCAAGAUUUUGUUCCAUUUUUAGAAGGGUUUGUAUAUUAUGGUCCAUCGGUUUUCGACAAUCUCCCUUCGCCAAGAUUGCUCUCGACUCACCUUCCUUUUUCUUUAUUUCCAGAAUCUAUUACGACCGCUUCUGGUUGCGGCAAGUUUGUUUACAUUUGCCGUAACCCUAAAGAUGUCCUUGUUUCCAAAUGGCACUUUGCUCAGAAGAUAAGACCGAAAGAGCUACCGCCUUUUUCAUUCGAAGAAGCUUUUGAGAUGUUCUGCAAUGGAGUUUCACAUUACGGGCCGUACUGGGAUCAUGUGCUGAGUUACUGGCGAGCGAGUUUAGAAGCGCCCGAGAAGGUAUUGUUCUUGAAAUACGAGGAUAUGAAAAAAGAACCGCUGGUUCAUGUUAAGAGAUUGGCUGAGUUUAUAGGACAGCCAUUUUCAGUGGAGGAGGAAGAUAACGGGGUUGUGGAAGAAAUAAUAAAGCUGUGUAGCUUUGAGAAGUUGAGCAAUUUGGAAGUGAAUAAAAGAAGUACAAAAACCAAUGAGAAGUUCAUUAUUAAAAAUUCUGAUUUUUUCAGGAAAGGUGAGGUUGGAGAUUGGAAGAAUCAUUUAACAUCUGAGAUGGCAGCUCGUAUAGACCAGAUUACAGAGGAAAAACUUCAUGGCUCUGGUCUAACCUUUGCUUGAUCGUUAGUGAUAGUGUUCGCAAGCCAAAUAAUGUUUUUCUUUUUGAUUUUUGUUUGAUAGCUUAAUAAGUCUUGAAUCUUCAUGAUCUAUAUCUUGUAGAUCAUGUUCAAUGUCCGAAAUAAUAAUAUUAGUGAUGUCUUGUUGCUUUUGGUUUUUGAUCAAGACAAAAUAAUAUCGGACGUGUUUAGAAUU
Messenger RNA from Mercurialis annua (annual mercury), 1356 nucleotides. RefSeq names its product flavonol sulfotransferase-like. Gene Ontology annotation, cellular component: cytoplasm. The transcript has a single exon. Gene Ontology annotation, molecular function: sulfotransferase activity. The record is from RefSeq and is a predicted model, not a curated record. Bases 157 to 1164 code for a protein of 335 amino acids. Lineage: Eukaryota; Viridiplantae; Streptophyta; Magnoliopsida; Malpighiales; Euphorbiaceae. Gene Ontology annotation, biological process: sulfation.